Molecule: messenger RNA, 207 nt
Organism: Dentiscutata erythropus
Lineage: Eukaryota; Fungi; Glomeromycota; Glomeromycetes; Diversisporales; Gigasporaceae
Source: the annotation of a GenBank genome assembly
AAUACUAUAUCUAAAGAAAAUCUACCUAAAAGACUUAAAGCAAGUAUUGAGAAUAAGAAUACUAUACCUAAUGAAAACUGUGUUUUUAAAAACCAUAUUGAUAUUAAUGUGGUGGAAAACAAUAGUUCUUUAGCAAAUAGUAGGCGAAAAUGUGGAAAACAUAAACAGUAUAGACACUAUACAAAAACUUGUCAAAAUAUUGAAUGA